GAAUCAAUAAGGAAGUGCAACCGAUGGAUGAGAAACGACGUAACGUCUUCUCCUUUGCCUCACCGUAAACCCGUCAGAUUUAACCGGUUCUUCCCCUCAGGACGGUCCCCGGUAACUCACCUGUCGUCAUGGCAAUGUCCAUGUUCCAGAAGGUGACCCUCGCGACGUGUCUCGUGCUGUGCGUCGCGCUGCUGAUGCCCAAAAUUCUGCUGUCUCGCGGGAGGAAGGAUGGUGCGGAUCGACCGGACGGUGGGGGUAACUUUCCUCCUAAGGUAAACCGUCAGGCGGCCCCUGAGGGUCGGGGUCAGAAGUCGGCCUCCAGCUUCUCCAGAGCUCAGAACACCGAGGCCAACGCCCGGGCCAAAGGAGCAGGAACCGGGGCCGGGACGGGGGGGAAGUCCAACCUGGCCGGACAGAUCAUCCCCGUGUACGGCUUCGGGAUCUUACUCUACAUCCUCUACAUCCUGUUUAAGAUCACAUCUAAGGGCAACAACAACAACAAGCCGGCAGAGAGCCGGUUCCCUUCAGUUCGCUCAGAGAACAUAAAGAGGAAGAUCUCCGACUUUGAGUUGUCGCAGCUGCAGGACAAACUGAGAGAGACGGAGAUGGUGAUGGAGAACAUCGUCUCCUACGCCAACCACAGCUCUGACAGGGUGGCGGGGGUGACGGCGGACCAGGAGGAGAGUCUCCUGCAGCAGCUGACGGAGAUCACUCGGGUGAUGCAGGAGGGCCAGCUGGUGGAGGAGAUGACACCAGAGAAGAAGAACCAGGAAGACUGGGAAGAUUAUCCCGAGGAGCCUCAGCAGCAGUGGGAACAUCCCUCACACUGCUCCUGUCAGCAGCACCAGACCGCGGAGGAGGCGGAGAGGACUCAAGCUGAUGGAGCCGACGUGGAAAACCUUCCUGAGGACGUUACAAAGGGAGCAGAGGAUCCGAACGCAGAGAGAGAAUCUGAUCCAGCAGCAGUGAGAGGAGAGGAGGCGGAGCUACAGAGGGAGGAGGUGCCUGAACACAAGCAGGGAGCGGGGGGGAUCGACCUGGGCGUCCCGGAGGAGGAGCUGGGCGGAGUCCUGGAGGAGCUGGAGCUCACCCUGAAGGUGACCACGCUGAUGGAGCAGGAGAAGAUGGACGACCUCAGCAGGACCACGGAGACGGAGACUUCCUGCAGCUCCGUCAGGCGCAGGAACAAGAAGAGGAGAGCCAAGAAAGCCUCACACUGACUUCUUUAAAACUGUUCUGUGCUCCCACCCUAUUUACUUGAAUACAAGAGAACGUGUAUGCAGGGCAGCUUUUAAUGAAUAUCAGCUUUUACUGGCUAGAAAAGUAGAGAUAAAUGUCUUAAAGG
This is a messenger RNA of Gymnodraco acuticeps, 1345 nucleotides long. It is a transcript of the gene ric3b, whose product is annotated as RIC3 acetylcholine receptor chaperone b. Gene Ontology annotation, cellular component: intracellular membrane-bounded organelle; neuronal cell body; neuron projection. Bases 129 to 1220 code for a protein of 363 amino acids. Lineage: Eukaryota; Metazoa; Chordata; Actinopteri; Perciformes; Bathydraconidae. Gene Ontology annotation, biological process: synaptic transmission, cholinergic; protein localization to cell surface. The record is from RefSeq and is a predicted model, not a curated record. The transcript has 6 exons.